AGCAGUGGGAGGAGACUUUGACAAUGAACAUGCUGAGGGACACAUGUUUACAAUGAUGGGGCAGAGGGGAAAACGAGAGCUGUGCAGGACCACUGACCACUGAGACUUUAUGAAUGAAGUAAACUAUGUGAAGGUGGAGCCUGUUUUUAACAUACUGGGCAGUCAUGGAAGCUGACAAAAGUCACUGCAGCAGGACAGCGGAGUAGUGCAGUGACCUAUGGUGUCAUGUGAGAUGUCAAGGGGCCCAAGGACUAACAGGACAAACGGUGAAGAGCAUUUCUCAGGGAUGACCAGUGCUCAGCUGGUGGAAAUGUCACCUAGUGCCCAGCCUUCCCACACAAUGACAGCCCCUGUGUCCCCUGUCCCCUGUGGUGUAUUUGGCCCCUCGCUGUCCCCUCCAGCUGUCUGGCCUCCUCUGGAUUUCGCCCUGGGUGCUCUUGCCUGCUGUGCAGCCUGUGUUUUCACCAAUCCUCUGGAGGUUGUAAAGACACGUCUGCAGCUCCAGGGAGAGUUGCGUGCUCGGGGAUCCUACCAGAUACACUACCGUGGAGUCUUGCAGGCCCUCCUGGUAGUGGGCCGCACAGAUGGGCUCCGGGGCCUGCAGAAAGGGCUCUCAGUCGGGCUGAUCUACCAAGGCGUGAUGAAUGGUGUGAGACUAGGCUCCUACUCCUAUUGUGAAACUCUGGGAAUCACCUCUUUUCACGGGGGGAGUCUGAUGGCAGGUGCAGGGGCUGGGGCGCUAGGUGCCUUCAUUGCCUCUCCUGCCUACUUGGUGAAGACCCAUCUGCAGGCUCAAACUGUGAAAGCCAUAGCAGUAGGUCAUCAGCAUAACCAUCUGGGAGUGUCCAAUGCCUUUGUUACCAUCUACAGAAAAGAAGGCUUAAUUGGUCUUUGGAGGGGUGUGAAUGGGGCUGUGCCUCGAGUCAUGGUGGGAUCAGCUGCACAACUGGCAACCUUCACCUCGGCCAAGGACUGGGUGUCACACUCCCAGUGGUUUAGUCCAAGCAGAUGGCUCACAGCUUUGAUAGCUGCCACCAUCAGUGGCGUUGCCGUGGCCAUCACUAUGACACCAUUUGACGUCAUUAGUACGAGGCUCUACAACCAGCCAGUGGACGAGUUUCACAAGGGACGCCUGUACCAUGGGUUUUCAGACUGUAUGCUGAAGGUGUGCCAAGCUGAGGGCCCGCUGGGGUUGUAUAAAGGCAUGGGCCCUGUGUUCCUGCGCUUGGCCCCACACACGAUGCUCAGCAUGCUGUUCUGGGAUCUGAUGAGGCAACAGACAGUGAAUCACAACCAGAGCCAGGGGAGAAGCUAAAACAUCCCAAACACCUGGGGAUCACUGAAGUCGGCUACAGUAGUCGAGGCUGUCGAACAACUGACAAAACACUGAAUAAAAAAAAAAAAGCUUGACAUUUUGGAAAAUAUGCUUAUUUGCUUUAUUAAUAUGAGUUAGAUGAGAAAAUUGAUACCACUCACAUCUGGAGGUAGCUAGAGCCAGGCUAGCUGUUUCACCCUAUUUUCGGUAUUUAUGCUAAGAUAAGACAACCAGCCGUUGACUUUAGCUUUAUAUUUACCAUACACACAAUUGUUAUAUGCUGUAUAAGCGUAUUUCCCAAAUUGCUUUGAGUGGGACUUGGUCUGUUUCAGGAAGCAACGACGUUGGAUGGACAUUCAAGUAACUGAUCGAGACGGACAUGUGUUAUAUAGACCCUGACAAACAUUCUGAAAAGUUCCUGUUGAAAUUUACCAGCAUAUGAAGCUGAGGAACUAUCAGGUUAUAUCUUAAAAUACCUCAAACAGUCUCUCAGGUGUUCACUUGUCAGCUUUCAGCAGAGCCUAAUUUAGAGAGAGGAGAUUCUCUCAAUGAAUUGCCGAUGACUUGAAGAAGAAGUCUGGAUUGUUAAAACACAAGAUCUGUUUUCCAUGUUUAUAAUCCAGUGUGGGAGCUUUAAUCCCUCCUGGUUUAAUCCAGAACUCUUGUAGACUUGUCUGUUAUGUAAAGAAAUCUGUCUAAUGGGAAUGAUUUUAUUCACUGAUCAUUUAGUGUUUUUGUAUCUUCUGGAGCACAAGAGCUGCAUCUUUGAAAUACAUACAGUAUCUAAGAGGCAUGGCAAGUAAAGUGGGAUUUUAUUUUGACCCAGUUAGAAGUUGUCUGUUUGCUUAGUAAACCUAAUCAUUUUUUUGUGAGGACUUUCAGCCCAUUUCAUCAGAAAAUGAGUAGACUGACAACCACAGUCUAAUCACACUUAACCUUUGGAGCUGAAGAAUGGAGCGCACUCAGACCUGAUCAGCAAGAAGAAAUAAAGCUAAUGUGAACCUUUACCUUUACCAAAUCUUACAGGGCUUCAGUAUAAGCCUUGUUUGUCACUGUUGUUUCUAACCAGGUUUCAGACUAAGUUAGUAUGAGGUAGUGUCAGUGCUUUUUAUGUGUGUCCCUGUGCUCAUUUAAAAAAUGUUUCUCCCCUUCUCCUGGAUCUUGGGAACCUCUGAUUCGACUCCUUUUGCUUCAAAUUCAAUUGACUGCUUUCUUCAAGGUUGGUUGACAUGUUUUUCUUGAUUGUAGGUAUAAAAACCUUCUAUAGUUUUUUUUAAUCCCCAUUUUCAAGUAUUCUGCAAUGUAAAGUGAUUUCUCUACAUACAUAUUUUUGGUUGCGUUUAAGGUCUUGUGGGUGCAUGUGGAAUAUUGGUGCUCUGCAGUCUGCUGAGAAUUUACUACUUUGUUCAGUCAUGUAGGUGAGUUUAUGCUUAAAAAAACAAAGUGAAAAUGUGGUGAACUUUGAAGAGCAGUAGAGGUAUUCUCUAAUUUUGUUUACACCACUGAUGGAAGAAGUACUCAGAUCUCUUAAUUAAAAGUAACAAUACAUGAAUGAAUGCAGGACUUUUACUUGUAACAGUAUUAUUAACUAACUAUACUUA
This is a messenger RNA of Monopterus albus (swamp eel), 2916 nucleotides long. RefSeq names its product solute carrier family 25 member 34 (gene slc25a34). The record is from RefSeq and is a predicted model, not a curated record. Lineage: Eukaryota; Metazoa; Chordata; Actinopteri; Synbranchiformes; Synbranchidae. Bases 218 to 1315 code for a protein of 365 amino acids. The transcript has 7 exons.